Gallus gallus (chicken) is the source of this 570-nucleotide messenger RNA. RefSeq names its product rho GTPase-activating protein 32-like. Gene Ontology annotation, biological process: small GTPase-mediated signal transduction. The coding region runs from base 1 to 570 and encodes 189 amino acids. The record is from RefSeq and is a predicted model, not a curated record. Gene Ontology annotation, cellular component: Golgi apparatus; actin cytoskeleton; fibrillar center. The transcript is spliced from 3 exons. NCBI's taxonomy places the organism in Eukaryota, Metazoa, Chordata, Aves, Galliformes, Phasianidae. Gene Ontology annotation, molecular function: GTPase activator activity.
AUGCCUGCUAAGAACUUAGCAAUUGUGUGGGCUCCCAACCUCUUCAGAUCCCAGCAGAACGAGUCUGCCUGCGCCAGCGGAAGAGCUGCCUGCAUGGAACUGCAGAGGCAGUCGGACGUGGUAGAAUUCAUCAUCAACCACGCAGACGUCCUCUUCUGCUCCACACCCACAUCAGGCAUCGGAGAUGGAGCAGGGCGCAGUUCUCCAUCAGGGCCCAAGUCUGUGCGGGUGUCUUCUCCCGCCACCAUGCUGCUCAGCGUGGAGGAGGCACAGGCACAGAGGCGAGGCCACAGCAGCCCUCCCGCACUGACACGCAGCACAAACAUCGAAGUGGAAGAAGGGCCCCGCAGCUGCAGGGGGCAAAUUUCCACACAGUCAUCGACUUUCCGUCUGAAAGGUAAAGAGGACUUUCUUUCCCAGCACCUUCCUAUCAGGCGUGGUUGGGUGGGCUUUUGUGGGUUUUUCUCCACAAGUGCUAGUGCACAAACUUGCAGAAGCUACGUGACGUUAAUGGUGCGUGUGGUGUUUGUACUCCGUCUCCGCUCCCUUUGGACUCUGAGAUUCAACUAA